This is a messenger RNA of Zophobas morio, 1717 nucleotides long. RefSeq names its product cytochrome P450 9e2-like. The record is from RefSeq and is a predicted model, not a curated record. Gene Ontology annotation, molecular function: iron ion binding; oxidoreductase activity, acting on paired donors, with incorporation or reduction of molecular oxygen; monooxygenase activity. The coding region runs from base 56 to 1645 and encodes 529 amino acids. NCBI's taxonomy places the organism in Eukaryota, Metazoa, Arthropoda, Insecta, Coleoptera, Tenebrionidae. The transcript has 3 exons.
UCAACUUGACAAAUCUUUACGAGUGAUUCUAUUUUAGUGUCGUUAGGUCUGCACGAUGUGGUGGAUAUUAGUCGCUGCAGCAGCCGUUGCCUUUGGCUACUGGUCCUUGACCCGCCCGCGCAACUAUUGGGCGAAAAAAGGGGUAAAACAAGGACCUCCGUCAUUCAUUUUGAGGGAUAUUUUGGAAAUGGUUUUGAGAAAACGUAGUUUUGCGGAAAUGGUUCAAAUAGUUUAUAAUAUGUGUCCAAACACCAGGUACUCAGGGUUCUACCAAUUUUUUGUUCCAACACUUGUACUAAAGGACCCUGAGCUUAUCAAACAAAUCACCGUGAAAGACUUCGACCACUUUGUAGACCGUCGGAAUUUUAUCCCAGAAGACAGUGACCCAUUAUGGUCUAAAAAUUUAGUCGCUUUGACUGGUAGAAAAUGGCGCGAAAUGCGAGCAACCCUCAGUCCAUCUUUCACCAGCAGCAAAAUGAAAUACAUGUUCACGUUAAUGUCACAAAAUGGUGAACAAUUCGUGAAGUACUUUUUGAAAAAAAACGAAAACGUUGUUACUGUGGAAAUGAAAGACACUUUCACUAGAUUCACUAAUGAUGUCAUCGCCAGUACUGCUUUUGGAGUGGAAUGUGAUUCUUUAGGGGACAGAACAAACGAGUUUUACUUGAUGGGCAAAGAUGCUACUGAUUUUAGUGGGUUCUGGAAAAAUAUUUCGUUCUUGGUCUACAUGUUAGCACCUAAACUAGGAAAAUUUUUCCAAAUAACCUUCUUUUCAAAACGAGUUGCCCAUUUUUUCACUAAUCUAAUCAAAAGCAACAUCCGAAGUCGUGAAAAACUUGGGAUAGUAAGACCAGAUAUGAUCCAUCUUCUCCUGGAAGCUAGAAAAAACGGGCUUAAACAUGAAGAAACUGAACCCCAAGAUACAGGUUUUGCCACAGUGGCAGAAUCCGAAAUCACCAAAAACCCCAAAAACACCAAAACAGAAAUUACAGAUCUAGAUAUUACGUCGCAAGCUUUAAUUUUCUUCUUCGCUGGUUUUGACUCAGUGUCCGGACUCAUGUGCUUUAUGUCCCACGAAAUAGCAGUUAAUCCAGACGUUCAAACUAGACUUAUCGAAGAGGUGGACGAAACUUUGGUAGCUUGUAAGGGUAAACUCACUUACGAGGGUCUUCUUGGUAUGAAAUACAUGGAUAUGGUUGUCUCGGAAACUUUAAGAAAGUGGCCCAGUUCUGGCGCCAUGGACAGAAUUUGCACAAAACCCUAUACCAUCGAGCCUAAAUUUCCCGAUGAAAAACCGGUCCAUUUGGAAAAGAAUGAUGUUGUUUGGUUGCCCAUUUUUGGGCUGCAUCGAGAUCCUCAGUACUAUCCAGAGCCAGAGAGGUUUAAUCCCGAAAGGUUUAACGAUGAAAAUAAGGGCAACAUUAACCCUUACGCAUACGUGCCUUUUGGAUCUGGACCUAGGAAUUGUAUUGGUUCCAGAUUUGCCCUCUUGGAAACUAAAACCUUGUUCUUUUAUAUUUUGUCAUAUUUCGAGAUAGUUCCUGUGGAGAAGACCCAGAUACCUUUGGUUAUAAGCAAAAAGCACUUUAAUUUGACUGCGGAAAAGGGGUUUUGGUUGGGGCUUAAACGUCGUUCUAGAAUAUGAGUUUGGCACAUUUAAUUUAACACAUUUUAACAUAAAUAAAUAAAGAUUAUACACUAUAAAACCGCAACCGGA